AAAAAAACAAAAAAAAAAUAUUUAAGCCAAUAUUUAAUAUCAGUAGACUAUUUCGUUCGUUUAAAGAUAAAUUCUCUGACUCUCCUGUUACCUACAGGUUUUUCUUUGAAUCGUUUAAACAAAAAUGCCCAAAUAUUUCAUUCCAUAAAUCAACGUACAGAUACUUGCAGUAAAUGUGAUUUGUUAUCAGCAGAAGUAGCGGCAAAACCGCGUGAUAAACAUACCAAAAAUUUGUUAAAACUUCAUCACAAAAAAUCUGAAAAAGCAAGGCAACAAAUGAAACAAGACAUGGCUUUGUCUCAGCUCCCUACCAGUGAUAUUUGCAUGUUUUCAAUGGAUUUAGAACAGGUGUACAUUUUGGUGACACUAACAGAGGGCACAUGUUCUUAUGGCACGAAGGUAUGAGUGGCCGUGGAGGAAAUGAAAUCGCUUCAUGUGUUUUUGAAGCAUUGAAUUCUAAUCAAACAGUGAAACGUAAACUAACUAUGUGGUCUGAUAACUGUGUGGGCCAAAAUAAAAACAAAAUGCUAUUAUUUCUAUGGAUAUAUUUAACACUCACGUAUAAAUUUGACGAAAUUAAUCAUAAGUACUUAGUGUCUGGGCAUUCCUUUCUAUCCUGUGACAGAGAUUUCGCCCAAAUUGAAAAACGUAAAAAGGUGGAAAAGUGUGAAGUUCCAAUGGACUUGGUAAAAUUCAUUGUUCACGCCAAACCAAAUAACCCGUUUAUUGUCACUUUAUUAGAACCCAAUAAUUUCUAUGAUUUCAAAAAAGCAGCAGACAUGUACUUAUAUACUGGAAAACUUCAAAUUUCAAAAUGUUCUUGGCUCAAAAUAACAAAAGACAAGCCCGGUGUGGUGCAAACAAAGACUACCUUCAGUGAACUUGAAUCUUGGAGCGCGUGCAAAAUCAUCAAGAAAGGUGUGAAAGUUAACACAAUAAAAGAGAUGGAUUUACCGUCCUUGGUAUGUGAAAAUAAAAUAUCAGUCGAAAAAAAAAAAUCUUCAACAAAUGCUACCAUUUCUAAAAGAAGAAAAUAAAGAAUUUUUCGAAAAAUUAAUUAAGUAAAUGAAGCUAUU
This is a messenger RNA of Daktulosphaira vitifoliae (grape phylloxera), 1076 nucleotides long. RefSeq lists its product as uncharacterized. The record is from RefSeq and is a predicted model, not a curated record. The transcript is spliced from 2 exons. The coding region runs from base 381 to 1037 and encodes 218 amino acids. NCBI's taxonomy places the organism in Eukaryota, Metazoa, Arthropoda, Insecta, Hemiptera, Phylloxeridae.